Anneissia japonica is the source of this 2495-nucleotide messenger RNA. RefSeq names its product GMP reductase 1-like. Bases 217 to 1281 code for a protein of 354 amino acids. Lineage: Eukaryota; Metazoa; Echinodermata; Crinoidea; Comatulida; Comatulidae. The record is from RefSeq and is a predicted model, not a curated record. Gene Ontology annotation, molecular function: GMP reductase activity. Gene Ontology annotation, biological process: nucleotide metabolic process. Gene Ontology annotation, cellular component: GMP reductase complex. The transcript is spliced from 9 exons.
CCAAAAUAAAUAGUUCGCGCGUUGCGAUUUGUGAGUAUACUUCAACAUAAAUAGUGAUUAAUGUAUUAGUUGGUGUUGUUAUUAUUGUUUAUGUAGGCCGGUUACCUAGGAAUCCGAAUCAUUAUUACCAGCAAUAUAGUAGUGAGAUACCAGAGCAACUGAGAACAUACUUGCCAUUCCACUGUUGUGUUAGUGAGGAAUUAAGCCGAAGUAAAAAUGCCUCGCAUUGACAACGACAUCAAGCUUGAUUUCAAAGAUGUGCUCCUGAGACCGAAGAGAAGUACUCUGAAGAGCCGAUCGGAGGUGCACCUUUGGGAAUCAGUUGAUCUGUAUCGCUCAUACGUGUUUCGUAACUCGAAACAAAACUAUGAUGGUAUUCCUGUGAUAGCAGCCAACAUGGAUACUGUUGGUACUUUCACGAUGGCCAAAGAGCUAGCAUCAAAUGGUUUAUUUACUACAAUUCAUAAGCACUAUUCCGUUGACGCAUGGAAGGAGUUUGCAGAGGAGAAUCCAGCCAUUCUUAAGCAUAUAGCAGUUAGUGCGGGGACAGGGAAGGGUGACUUUGAGAAACUAACACAGAUCAUUGAGGCAAUCCCAGCCCUCAAAUUCAUAUGCCUUGAUGUUGCUAAUGGUUACUCAGAGAUGUUUGUCCAGCAUGUUAAGGAAGUCCGCCAACAUUUUCCAAGUCAUACAAUAAUGGCAGGGAAUGUUGUUACUGGGGAGAUGGUUGAGGAGCUGAUUCUAGCUGGUGCUGAUAUCAUCAAAGUUGGCAUUGGUCCAGGCUCUGUGUGUACCACAAGAAAGAAGACUGGAGUAGGGUACCCACAGCUGAGUGCAGUCAUAGAGUGUGCGGAUGCUGCCCAUGGCCUAGGUGGUCAUAUCAUUUCUGAUGGAGGUUGCACAUGUCCUGGUGAUAUAGUUAAAGCAUUUGGUGCUGGAGCUGAUUUUGUAAUGCUAGGGGGUAUGCUGGCUGGCCAUGAUCAGUGCCCCGGAGAUGUUCUGGAAAAAGGUGGAAAGAAAGUGAAACUCUUCUAUGGGAUGAGCUCAGCAACUGCUAUGAAUAAACAUUCAGGAGGUGUGGCUGAAUACAGAGCAAGCGAAGGCAAGACAGUUGAAGUCCCAUAUCGAGGUGACAUAAACGCGACUGUUUUAGACAUCCUCGGAGGGUUGCGGUCAGCGUGCACAUACGUUGGUGCUGGUAAACUAAAGGAACUUAGCAAGAGAACCACAUUCAUUCGUGUCACUCAACAGCUUAAUAAUGUUUACGGAAAUUCAGCAUAGCAUUCUUUUUUCUUGCAAUUUGGAUGUCUUAGGUAGUUUUCGCCGUACAACUUUAAAUUUUAACGUUAGUACCCAACAUGUAACACGAUAGCUCCACCCCUUUUUGUAAACAAAUCAAAAUACUCAUGCGCAAACCGUAACUAACGUACGUAGAGCAAGUAAAAUCCUGAAAUUUAUGUACUCCGCAACGCAAGAUGAAUAAAUUAUGACGUCAUCCGUUUAUGUUAAGGUUAACGUCGUGCGGUGAAAACUACCUAUUCUUAAUCAUAACAUAUUCUACAAGGUAUUAUAUUUAUUAUAAUAUUGAAUAUAUUCUACAUAGAGUGGUAUAUUGUUAUUAGAUGAUGUUGAAUGUGAUUGUUGUGCCGUCUAAGUGGAUAAGUACAAAAUUACUUUUUAAUUUAAAAUGCACUACUACACCUGAAGAUAAAGGAAUGAGUCAUUCCCGUAGUUAUGUCAAGGAUGAACACCUGUCAUGGCAGUGAGAGUAAUAAUAUAAAUAAAAAGGUACCCACUGCAACUUGGUAUUGAAAUAGUCCACUGAAAUUUUGUACAUUUAAAAUAGUGCGUGGAGGACAAAUAACCGACAUAUAUUUGUGUAUCAUGGCAUUGUGUUCAUUUUUAAACAAAAAGGAACAGACUGGCUUCUUGCCUUCCUAUACACUUUGCUACAACUUCAUAAAGAUAUUUUAUGCUGGUACAUAAUAUACAAAUGUAGCUGGAGUGCAACAAGAUCAGCACUUGCUCUGAUUGGAGUGUUAAAAUUGUUAAAAGGUAUGUUGGAUCAGUCUAAUUCAUACAUUGGUUGAUAGUUGAUCCAGUGCUAAACUUGCUAGAAAAAAAAAUAGUUAAAAAAAAAAACAGCAGGUAUAUAUGAAAAGCACCCUCUACAUGCCUUGAUUUGAUAUGUUUUUGUUUAACAUGUAUCGUAAUGUCAAUAAAUAGGCAAACCAUUAUGUAUUUGUAUUUCUCUUGUUUGUGUAUCCUCAAUGCAUAUCUGAACACUUGCAUUUUCUAAGACCAAUAUUUCACCUAUAAUAGCUCUAUGCAUUGCAUAUGAUCAACGGGAGAUGUCCACGACAAGAAGGCUGAUUUCUCAGACAAUAGCAUAAGUGGGCAGGUCCAGGUGCAAAAAGGCUUGUGUAAUUACGUAGAAUUAUUUUUACAUUAUUAACCAGUAUUAAAAACUAUUGAAUAUUAAAGCACUAAUUUUA